UGUAGAGCGUUGAAUAGUAAGGACGUGUAACCGGUUUCUUCCGGUGUUCUGCCUAUUCCUUCAUUUUGGAUUUAAUUAUUAUGAGUUAAUUACAUAUUGUUUUGAUAAAUUAUUGCAGUUUAUCAACUAAAAAUUGUUUGUUUAAAUGGGUUAAAGGUUAUAUACGCAUCUGAAAAAUAAUACAAAAGUGAUAAGUUGUUACAAGGUUCGUGAGAUGGAAAUAAAAUUCAAAUUUUAAAUUCAAAAGUGAAUAGUGCGUCUUUCGAUUACAUUAUUUAAUUGAGUUUCAAAUCACGUAAUUCAAGAGAUAAAAAUAAGUAAAGUAUAAAAAAUAAAAAGCCAUGGAAGAAAGUGGAGUUCAAGUUAAAUUUGAUGUUGGAAGUGAAGUGUCAAUUGGACAUUUUUUCAAAAGCUCAUUUGCUAGAUCUUUUGUUACAACUUGCCGAGAUAUAGAAACAUCAAAUUUUGGAUUAAUCAAUGAUUCUUCAGAUCAUGCAUCACACGAAAACUCCACAUUAUGUUUGGAAGAUAAAAAUAAUUUAUUGCCUAUUAGUAAUGGCAAUCAAACAUCACAAUCAGAAAACAAUUUCCAAUCUACUUCAAAUGUUCCUUUAAGUGAUGCAGAACUGCAAGAAUUAAAUCAACUCAGAAAGCAAUGCCAGGUGUUGAAUGAAGAAAAUCGCCGGUUGCAAAACACUCUUCAGAUGCACGAGACUUCACAGUUCCAAGCCAUUGAUAAUGUAAUGCUCCAAACACAGAUUGAAACCCUCCAAUGGCAGCUGAAACAAACUGAAGCCAAUCGCCAGAUGUACAGAUCGUUGAUGAAGCAAGUCGUAAAUUUCUUAGAACGUGCGCAAAAAAGUCUGGAUAACUUACAUGCAAGUAAUUCGAGAAGUCAUAAAAACAUUGGAAAAAGUACCCGCAAUCUAAGUAUAUAUGCUGAUGAGUCAUCUUCGAAUCAAAGCAACUCAUUUCGAUCUAUAAGUCCUACUUCCAAGUUUACACGAGCUAAAUCAGUCACUCAGAUUUCUUCAGUUAGUGGAUCUUCAGGAUUUCGAGAUUUCACGUGGUCAGUGCUUAGAAGAAAUGAUCCAGUCCAUUGCACUCCACCGCGAAACAAAAUAGAUUCUCAUUCUCAAUUUAAUCUUAACAAAUCUUACGAUGGAGUAAUUUCGAGGCAAAAUAAUGAUGUUGCAGAUGCUAAGGAAAAAAAUGAUCAUGUUCCACCAAAAAAGUUAUCUCAAGAAGCAUUUAGAUUAAUGAGGACAGUCGAGUCAUUACUAGCCAUGAGAGAACCAAACUUAUUAACAGUUUCACCCUCUAAUUCAUCCUCAUCACCUUCAUCAUCACCAUUAGCAUCUUCGUCUUCGUCAGCUGUAGUGGCUGAUGAUGACAACACAUCCAAUUCUCUGAUUGAUCACAGCGUAACCACCAACAGCAAUAAGUCAACUACUUCCACAUCCUUUGAUGAUGGAACUUAUGAAGAAUAUUCAAGAUUUGAUGCACACGAAGACGAGAAUGAUAUGUCCAAUAUUUCUAACAAGUUAUCCAAUACAUUGGAAAUUAGCACAACUAUCAACAACAAUAGUAACAUUAAUAACAGCAAUAUUUAUUAUCAUAAUAAUACUUUGCGAUCAUGCUCACCAAAUGUUAGUAAUAUGCUUCUUGAUACGACAUCAUUACAUUCAGCAAGCAGUAAAACAACAGAAGAAGAAGAUUUGAGGCCACCAAGUGUCGGCAGAUUGAGACAAAUUUUCGUUUCAACGCCAUCAUCAACUUCUAACAGAGAAAUUAAAAAAGUCGAUAUAAAAGAAAAUGGGCAUUCCAGAUUUAAAGAAAAAGAAAAACCAGUAGCAAAUAGUAUAAGUAGUGUAGAAGAUGAAAGUGGUUUUUCUUCAAUGAAUUCUUUCCAAGAUAUUGGCCUUCCCCUGCCAACUAUUUCGCCAAUUAAAGAAGGAUGUCAUACAGAAGUAGGUUUGCCAGAAAUACCUUUAGACAAAAUAAAUCAUCGUAGAUGGUCAUCUACUCCAGCAGAAAUCCAAGCCAUGUUUAAAAAGUAUAAAAAUGGUUAUUUAACAAAUUCAACCAAGGUAGAAUCAAUGAGUGUUUGGGUUUAAUGUUAAUUAAUGUGAAACUAUCUAAAAUACUGAUCUACAAAACUUUGUGAAAUGAAAAGUGUAUUAUCUAGUGAUUGGAGUACAUCUUUCUGUAAAUAAUUCUCCGAUUAAUUACUCGAUAGAAUUGAUAAUGUGCGUUCCAUUUAUAUUCAUGUUAUUUCCUUAAAAAUUUUUCCAUAGUCAUAACUAUUGUAUUUCAAUCAGUUUGAAAGUGAUGCUGAACUGAAAUAUUGUUACCAGUCACGAUUUAUUACAAAAUAAAACUUAAAUAUUACUGUA
This is a messenger RNA of Chelonus insularis, 2396 nucleotides long. RefSeq names its product bromodomain-containing protein DDB_G0270170. The record is from RefSeq and is a predicted model, not a curated record. Bases 342 to 2117 code for a protein of 591 amino acids. The transcript has 5 exons. Lineage: Eukaryota; Metazoa; Arthropoda; Insecta; Hymenoptera; Braconidae.